Molecule: messenger RNA, 2536 nt
Organism: Dermacentor andersoni
Lineage: Eukaryota; Metazoa; Arthropoda; Arachnida; Ixodida; Ixodidae
Source: RefSeq, a predicted model, not a curated record
UCUUGGUAGAAAAGCACAGUUGAAGGCGUGGUAUGUAUGUUUGUCUUCGUUCCGUUUUCGUGCACCGCAAUUUCAUUGAGAUUAUUUCGUUCCUUGCACGGUCAGUGGCAAAACUUCUAAUUGUGACGUAUCUCUGUGCCUUCCUCUCAGUGGGCUUUCGGAUUCUUGGGAGCGUACUGGUCGCCUUCACCGUGAAGUGCCUUUCACGGUCGCUGCACAACGACAUGCUGAGUCACUUGGUGCAGAGUCCCGUGUCCUUCUUCGAUGCAACACCACGAGGCCGUGUGCUCAACCGCUUCUCGGCCGACAUAGAAACCAUGGAGGCCCGCUGCUUCCUCGCCGCCAAACAGACCAUCCAGAACACACUCAUCAUCAUCGCCAAGGUGGCAAUCGUGGGAACACAGUCGCCUGUGGUCGCCGCCAUUACGCUCAUUGUCGGUCUACUUAUGGCUUACAUACUGUGGGUGGCACUGAAGGCAAACAGCUGUGGCCGCUACGUAGAGAGCCUGGCCAUGUCUCGCCUUCUGCAGCAGGCUGCAGAAACCACGGACGCGCUGAGCACUGUGCGAGCGUACGGUGUGGCCGGCAGGUUGCGGCGCCACUUCUGCCACCUGGUGGACGACGUCGCCCGCGGAUUCAUGUGCAUCCUUACCGCGUACCGCUUUGCGCGAACGGUGACCGCUACCUUUGGCUUCGUGGUGGUCGUCUGCACCUUGGUAGCCAGCAUAGCGUUUGCUGGCUCUUUGGGACCCGACCCGAGCAGCCUCGCACUGGCACUGAGCAACGCCUGCUCGGUCCCGCUCUCGUUGAUGUCGCUGUGCAUGAUGCUGUUCAACGUACUUCAGGUGAACGUCUCGUUUGAACGUUGUCUGGAGUUCGCAGAACUUCCAGCGGAGAGUGAUGCUCCGGCCACCCAGAAGACAGAGCAGUCCUUGUGCAACUGGCCCAAGGAAGGAAAAAUAGAAUUCCAGAACUUUUCUGCAUCGUACAAGCCAGGUGUUCUGCCCAAUGUGCUCACAGGCAUCACAUUUCUCAUUAAACACAAGGAAAAGGUCGGAGUGGUGGGCCGCACCGGAGCGGGGAAGUCGUCAGUGGUGCUCGCACUUCUGCGCAUGCUCAAAGCCUCAGAGGGUCGCGUCCUCAUUGAUGGCGUGGAUAUCGCCGACGUUCCCCUCCGUAAGCUGCGAAGGAGCAUCACCGUUAUCCCACAGGACCCAAGCAUGGUGAGGGGUACACUGCGAAUGAACCUGGAUCCUACAGACGCCCACACAGAUGAAGAAAUCUGGCAAGCGCUCGAGAAAGCACACCUUGCAAAAGUGGUCGCCGGUGACGUCAAGGGGCUGCUUCUGGAGAUUACGGAUGGUGGCAGCAACCUUAGUGUGGGACAGCGGCAGCUGGUGUGCCUGGCCAGGGCCCUCCUGCGCGGAUCCAAGAUUCUUCUGCUGGACGAGGCGACGUCACAGAUGGACGGCGACACAGACCGCCUGAUCCAGGUGGCGCUGAGGGAGGCCUUCGCAGACUGCACGCUCCUCACCGUCGCGCACCGCGUUCACACAGUCCUCGACUACGACAGAAUACUCGUGCUCGAAGACGGGAAAGUUCGAGAGUUCGACUCCGUGCAAACGCUGCUUUCGGACACGUCUUCUGUCUUCUACAGGAUGGCUGCUGAGUGCGGCAUCUACAGCGCUGGAAGGGAGCCAGAUCUAAUCAGUACUUGCUUGUGACAGACUGAUCUCGUACCAGUUUUCAUUUUUUCUAAGUUCGGCCGUAAGGUUUGUCUUCACGUUGCGUUAAGUGUUAAUUAUGAUAAGCAACUUUAUAAGGUCCUAGAAAACGGCGUAAAUAAUAUUUGACAAAUGACAUUCUUCGGCAAUCUGCUUGCAAACGCACUACAAAUGUUUUUUUCGUAUUUUACCACCCCUAGUGUUGCGCACCAUUGCUACACCCCUCUCUCCCCCAUCUCUCUCUUCCCCUUGUCCAUUACCGCAGCGUUGAGUAGCCAACCGGACUCUUGAGUUGGUAAUAUCCCUGCCUUCCUCAUCUCUCUCUGCCUCUUUCUCUCUCUCCUACACCCCUGGAGGUGAAUAGCACGAAUAAACAUGAACAGAUCAUUAAUAGAAACGAUGCCUCAAAAUCGCCUGUGACUAUGCCAAAACUUUCACUGUAAUGUGGAUAUAAAGCACCGAAGUAGUUGUAAAAGCAAGAAAUAUAUAUAUAUAGUUUUUUUGCCGGGUGGCUGAAUUACCCAUCUCCAUCCGAAGUGUUUGACCCAAUCAGGGGUUUCAUAUGGGUUUUAGAUUCCGUGCGUCGGGGUCAGUUCGGGCAAACGUAUAAUUUUUGUACGUUUAUGUGUUCUCGUGCGAAAUGUGUAAAAACCGGCGACCAAGAACAACAUUUUAAAAGCAACACGCUCAAUAAAGUGCAACUAAAGAACUGGGAAAGGGUGAAGUGGCAGGGACAGGGCACAAUACUGCCGCUUGUAAUAGUGACGACAUGCAGAGGUGCGGCUGUUUCAACCCUGUAACGCCAAAACGCA